This is a messenger RNA of Galendromus occidentalis (western predatory mite), 2125 nucleotides long. RefSeq names its product kelch domain-containing protein 3. The transcript has 6 exons. Gene Ontology annotation, molecular function: protein binding; chromatin binding. The record is from RefSeq and is a predicted model, not a curated record. Bases 277 to 1551 code for a protein of 424 amino acids. Gene Ontology annotation, cellular component: cytoplasm. Lineage: Eukaryota; Metazoa; Arthropoda; Arachnida; Mesostigmata; Phytoseiidae.
ACAAACGCACUCCGCCGCAGCACGGGAGAGGCAGCCGUAGAAAGAAAGGCAGUCGGCCACCCAGCGAGCCGCUUGGACAGGCCAAAUACAAGAGACGAUAGCGGUACUACACGAGACAUAAAGUUCUGCGUACGCUUGCCGUGUGUGUGUUACGGCUCUGGAGGUUUGAGAUCGCUCCUGGCCUCGGACCGAGCCGCGGAGUUUGAAGGGUCGUGAGAAGCAGCGCAUUGACGUUGACCUGAUCUAUCAUUCCGGCAUGUGAGACCCUCCGACGAGAUGAAUGAAUUGAUUCACGUCAAUCCUCUGAAGUAUCCACCGACAGGAAGCGCGAAACCACAGCUGCAACGAGCGGGUUACAAAUGGAUCGCACACAUAAGAGGCGGUCCGAAACGCGUGAAUCACUCAGCUGUACUAGUCGGUGAUACUAUAUUCGUAUUCGGUGGGUUUUGUACCGGCGGGAACUACUUCUCCGCGGAGCCAAUCGACGUUUUCAAAUUGAACACGCAAACUCUACAGUGGCAAAGUGUCGAGUCACCGGCCGAACUCUCGAAAAAUGUGCCUUUUAUGAGGUAUGGCCAUGCGGUUGUCGCCCACGGCAAUCAAGUCUAUCUAUUUGGAGGGCGGAACGAUAAAGGCGCCUGCAACAAGCUCUACAGAUUCGACACAACCACCUACCAGUGGAGCCUCAUCCCGACGACGGGAUGCAUUCCAGGCCCGCGGGACGGUCAUACAGCGUGCCUCAUUGGCUCAUCGAUUUACGUGUUCGGCGGCUUCGAAGAAAUCGAUAAUUGUUUCUCCAACGACAUCUUCGCGCUUGAUCUGAAUACUUUCACUUGGUCUUUUGUCGAGUACAAAGGCACGCCUCUAUCGCAUCGCGACUUCCACUCUGCCUGCGCGAUCGGCACUCGUAUGUACAUAUUCGGCGGCCGAGGAGAUCUUGAUGGGCCUUUCCAUACGGAUGUCGAAAUCUACUGCAAUCGUCUCGCGUACUUUGACACCGAAACUCUCCGUUGGUGCUAUCCUGAAAAGCGUGGUGACAUUCCUCCGGGAAGACGCAGUCAUUCUGCUUUCGUAUACAAUGGAGAACUGUACAUCUUCGGCGGCUACGAAAGCAACAAGAAGCUGCAUUACGGGAACAUGUACUGCUUUAAUCCCAAAACCGAAGUCUGGCGCGAAUUCCCCAUCAAUGUAGGACGGACAGGACCGCCCCGAGCGCGGCGACGACACGCUUCUAUUAUCGCGGGGAGCCGUUUAUUCAUAUUCGGAGGAACGUCACCAAUGAACGAUUUGGAGAGGGCUGCAUAUCUCAAGUCCGAAAAAUCUACGGAAACUGAUUGCUUGCAGGACUUGAAGGAUUUCCUGACGGACCACGACGAUUUGCACGUUCUCGACUUCAGUCCCACCUUGCAAACGCUCUGUUUGGACGCUGUCAUCGAAUAUGAGCUGAAUACGAGCUUCCUGCCGAACUCUCUGCAGACCAAGAUCCGACAGAUUACCUCUGACAGCCUGUUAGCCUACCACCACCGUGACAGAUAUUUCGCGACGAGAUGAUGCCGGCACGGUCUCCUCUGACCUUGUUGUUGGCGAUUCUUCUAAUUAAAUGGAUACAUGUAGAUACCCAGGAGCUAAUUGUUGUCUAUGAGGACAGUGAUGUCCUGGUAGCGGUAUUAAUCAGGUAUAACACAAGCCGUGAAUUUGUAUGUAUCGUGCUGUCACUUUUCCCGAAGGCUUUAUUUGAGUGCUAUGACGCAGCCCACAAUGACAUCGAGCGGUGCCGGACGAUUCUGCGAUUUCCGUUUCCUGCCACCGGGAGCGAUAAACGCGACCGGUCGGCUUGAAUGGAUUCAGGGACAGGUCACGGGAGUCGGAUCAAGGAGGCGGAGUUCCGUAGUCCCCUAAGUUGACGAAAAAGGCUUCCGUCUUCUGUGAUUCAUGGUGAUUUUCGGUACACGUUGAUGAGGCUAAGAGACCUGGAUGCCCCCGGAUCCCGGGGGCGAGAAAGACAGGGCAUCGAUUCCGGAAGUCAGAGGAAAACUGAAGUCAAGUCGAGUUGGAAAUCACGAGAUAGUGCAAAAUGGGAGAGGGAAGUACGCCCGGGAGUACUCCAAUGCACGGGGAGAGGAGU